AUGAUCGACGCGAGGUGGCGGCGCAGAAGGACUUGGUUUCGGCGGCGAAAGCGGUUGCGAAGGUUCCGGCUGGUGGCGCAUGAUUCCUCGGCGUUCUCCGUCUAUCGCCUUGCCCAUUGCUACGAACUUACCGACCUCCAACACAUCGUGAUCACCCAUCUCUGUUCCCACCUCACUCCCGCAUCCGCCUUCCCAAUCCUGCUCGCAAGCUUUGUCUUCCCCGAGCUGCAUGCCCAAGUCAAGGCGUAUUGUCUGGCCCAUUACUUUGAGAUCCUUAGUCAGCCCGAGUUCAGCGUAAUCGACAUGGGCUCCCAAGAAUGGCCAAAGCCACAUCCCGGAGAUUGA
Molecule: messenger RNA, 345 nt
Organism: Puccinia triticina
Lineage: Eukaryota; Fungi; Basidiomycota; Pucciniomycetes; Pucciniales; Pucciniaceae
Exons: 5
Coding region: 1-345 (114 amino acids)
Source: RefSeq, a predicted model, not a curated record